CUGCUAGAUUUCCCGAAAAAGGAUGAACCGCAUAUUUACUAAAGCUUGGAAGACAUUUUCAGGGUUGACUAACUGUCAUAAUUUGAAAAUACAUUAUUACAUAGGAUGUUCGAGGAAGUAUGCUUCAUCAGGUGCAACCAAGCGUACUUGUUUGUAUGACUUCCAUUGUAAAAAUGGUGCAAAGAUGGUGCCAUUUGGGGGAUGGGAGAUGCCAGUUACAUAUGCACAACAAGGGCUUUCAACUUCCCACUUGCAUGUUCGAUCAGAAGUAGGAUUAUUUGAUGUCUCCCACAUGUUGCAGACAAAAUUUACUGGGAAGGACAAUGUGGCCUUCAUAGAGAGUCUGGUUGUAGGGGAUGUAGCAGCACUAAAGGAGAACCAGGGAACACUGUCUCUUCUCACCAAUACUACAGGAGGGAUCAUUGAUGACUUGAUUGUUGCUAAAACUCACCAAGGAUAUAUUUACGUGGUUUCUAAUGCAGGAUGUGCUGAAAAGGAUUUAGAUCAUAUAAAGAAAAAUCUUGCGGAGUCGCAGAGUAAAGGCAUGGAUGUUGACAUGGAAGUGAUAGACAAUGGACUCCUUGCUCUUCAAGGUCCUAAGAUGGCUCAAGUGCUUCAAACUGGAGUUGACUUUGACCUUUCUACUCUUCCAUUUAUGACAAACACCCUGGCAACAGUAUUUGGAAUCCCUGAAUGUAGAGUGACAAGGUGUGGUUACACAGGAGAGGAUGGUGUGGAGAUAUCAGUGUGUGCUGAUAGGGCAGAAGAACUUGCCAGUGCUCUGUUGAGUUCUAAGGAAGCAAAAGUAAACCUGGCUGGUCUAGGUGCUCGAGACAGUCUUCGUCUAGAGGCUGGCUUGUGUCUCUAUGGCAAUGAUAUUGAUGAAGAGACCACUCCAGUUGAAGCGAGCCUUUUAUGGACUAUUGGUAAGCGGCGGAGAGCAGAGGCCAACUUUCCUGGAGCUGAUAUUAUCUUACAACAGAUAAAGGACAAACCAAAAUCAAAACGUGUUGGUUUUCUGUCGACUGGUGCACCUGCCAGAGCUGGCACUGUUGUGUAUGAUGAGGCUGGAGAAAAAGUGCUUGGUAAACUGACCAGUGGAUGCCCUUCACCUUCCCUUAACAAAAAUGUCUCCAUGGGCUACAUCGACACGCCAUAUGCAAAAGUUGGAACCAAUGUCAAAUUUGAAAUCAGGAAAAAACUUAUUAAUGCAACAGUCUCAAAAAUGCCUUUUGUUCCUGCAAAUUAUUUCACAUGAAUAAAUAUCACAUUUCUACCUCUUUAGCAUUUUGCCUUCAGAUAAAUGUAAAGUUACAUUUAUUUUUCUCACCACAAUGUGCUUGUCAUCUAUUUUUCAGCAUUUCUCCAGCUGUGAUUUUUUGUUUCUCGUUUUCAACUGAAUUUUUUAUAGUAAUAAAUGUUCAAUUAAUUUUAAGCAAAUAUUUCCCUCACAUUACCAUGGAAUUUCUUCCUUGCUGACAAUAAACCUAAUUAUCUAAAAAGCAGAAUAGUACCAGUAUUAACAGUUUACUGAAGGAUUGAAUAAUAUUAUAUAGAGGUUUAUGGGGUAUAAACCUCAAGGAACUUGAGACAAAUUUUAUGUUAGUUAAUAUAUUCACAGUUCUUAUAAAAAAAAUGUCCCAAGGCUCAUAUGAGGUUUAUACACCAUAAACCUCAACAUAACAUCUUAUCCAAUCCUUAUAUUUGUAUUUAGUCUGAUUUUGAAACUUUUCUUGUGAGUUCAUAGCAAAACAGGUCUUGUGCAAGCUUAUCAUGAAACUUGUCGAAACAUGCAUGUACAUCUUCCCACUUCAGCCUAAUGAUUUUUUUUGGAACUUUUAUCUGAAACGCAAACUAAUUCAUAGAAAGGAAUUCAUUUUGUAUAGACACAAUCAGUUUUACAAAAUAAAUAAAAAGAAAAAAAUGAUCCCAUGCUCGGUGGAGCAACUGACAGUAAUGAUAAUUCCUUAAAGGGGAAACAACAUGGUAGAUAGAUGUGUGUGAAGUUCACUUCAUUUCUCUCUCACACUCACAAUGGAAAGAGCAUUUGCUGAAUGUUGAAAUUGACUGAAAUGCAGCCAUACUUCAUACAAGUAGGUCUUGAAGCAAAGAGAGAUUGUUCAAGCUGAUGCCAACUGGAAAAUACAUCGAAAAGUAUGUGCCAAUUAUCUUGGUAGAUAUAAUGAAUCCAAGUUCAAUGGAUAUAGAAAUAUGUAUUUGUGUUAGAAAUUAUUGUUUUCAAAGCAACAAGUGUACAAAAAAUAUGUGCGGUUGAAUAUUCUGAGAAAUGAAGAGUAGAAGUUUUCUAUUGUGUGAUAUUUUGGGUCAUUGUUGAUCAGCAGAGAAAAUUUCAUGUAACAAACUAUGUGUUUACAUAGAAGCUGACUUAUCUUAAUUCUUAUACUUAAAAUGUCAAUAUAUAUAUAAUCUUUUCA
This is a messenger RNA of Ylistrum balloti, 2435 nucleotides long. Its product is annotated as aminomethyltransferase, mitochondrial-like. Bases 23 to 1258 code for a protein of 411 amino acids. Gene Ontology annotation, cellular component: mitochondrion. The record is from RefSeq and is a predicted model, not a curated record. Gene Ontology annotation, biological process: glycine catabolic process. NCBI's taxonomy places the organism in Eukaryota, Metazoa, Mollusca, Bivalvia, Pectinida, Pectinidae. Gene Ontology annotation, molecular function: protein binding; aminomethyltransferase activity. The transcript is spliced from 7 exons.